UCUGCCUCAGUAUUUUUUGCAGUUUCUGGCGCAGAGGGGAAGGCGCAGUGUGCGCUGCCGCUGCUACUGCUUUUGCUGCGGCUGAGACGAGCGAUUUUGGCUGGCCUUUUACCGUUUAACCCUGAAACUUCUUCGUAGCAAAAGAACUCCGCUGUCUCUUAUUCUUCUUCGCCACGAAACGGGAAGUCGAAUUAGAGAGAGAGAGAGAUGGAGGAUUUAUACUGUAUACAUCCGGGGAUCCCUCGGGCGACGAUCGUCGGCUCAGGCGAGCUGUCUGUUGGCUGCGAAGGAGAGAUCCGCUUUGACGGAGCCGAGAUAGCUGCAGACGAGAGCGGCUUUCUGGAGGCGGAUCUCACGGAUCUUAUCAAAGCGCGGAUUGCAAGCCACCCGCGAUAUUCCUCUCUGCUCUCGGCGUACAUCGAAUGCAAUAAGGUUGGGGCACCACCGGAGAUGGCGACACUUCUUGAAGAUAUUGCUCGAGAAAGAAGUACUGGCAGAUACUGUGGCAGCGUCGGUGAAGUGGGGGAGAUCGGAGCGGAUCCGGAGCUCGACGAGUUCAUGGAUUCCUACUGCCGGGUUCUGGUGAGGUACAAAUAUGAGCUCUCCAAGCCAUUUGACGAGGCCGUCUCCUUUCUCGCCAGUAUCGAGUCGCAGCUGAGCAAACUCUGCAACUUCUCCGCUGCGGCAACCACUUCGUCCUCCUCCACUGCAUUCUCCACGGCCGUCGCCAGCACUGGUGGUGCUCUCACCUUCGAUGAAGCAGUUGGAUCCUCUGAAGAAGUGCCAAGUUAUGAUGACGCUGAUGCGUUAGAAAAUCAAGUCUCUUCUUCUCGAUCUCCUGAGAUCGAGUUGAAGGAGUUCCUCUUUAGAAAGUACAGCGGCUAUCUUUGUAAUCUGAGGACGGAAUUUUCAAAGAAGAAAAAGAAAGGAAAGCUUCCCAGAGAGGCAAGAUUGACAUUGCUUGAUUGGUGGAACAGUCAUUACAAAUGGCCCUACCCAACGGAUGAUGAGAAGGCGAAGUUGGUGGAGUUUACAGGUCUUGACCAAAAACAAAUAAACAACUGGUUUAUAAACCAAAGAAAGAGACAUUGGAAACCCUCCGAAGACCUGCAGUGCACCAUAAUGGAAGGAUUAUGGGGUAUAUCUAGUGGGACUACACUGUGCUUUGAAACAGGUAGCAUAAGGUCCUUCAACUUAAAUAAUUCAUCUCCAUGUUAAAUAAUUCAACUGCUAACCUUUUUUUUUUUUAAUUAAAGCUUCAUUUGGGACAGCUUUCUUACUGCUCCUUAA
Messenger RNA from Dendrobium catenatum, 1290 nucleotides. RefSeq names its product homeobox protein knotted-1-like 1. NCBI's taxonomy places the organism in Eukaryota, Viridiplantae, Streptophyta, Magnoliopsida, Asparagales, Orchidaceae. The transcript is spliced from 5 exons. Gene Ontology annotation, cellular component: nucleus. Bases 208 to 1218 code for a protein of 336 amino acids. The record is from RefSeq and is a predicted model, not a curated record. Gene Ontology annotation, biological process: regulation of DNA-templated transcription. Gene Ontology annotation, molecular function: DNA-binding transcription factor activity, RNA polymerase II-specific; DNA binding.